Messenger RNA from Symbiodinium natans, 10014 nucleotides. NCBI's taxonomy places the organism in Eukaryota, Dinophyceae, Suessiales, Symbiodiniaceae. The record is from the annotation of a GenBank genome assembly.
AUGGAGCUCCCAAUUUCCAGAAGUUCUGACACUUUUUUGCAACUAGCGUCAGACCGGCUCACCCUCAGUAGUGAUGGCGCAAGCGGGCGCCACAAGAUCGGCGGCCAAUUCCACGAAGACCGGAUGAAGGAGCUGCAGAAAGUCAAGCAUGCUCUUAUAGAAAUGGCUCGCCAAGAGGGCACUGACAGAGCUGUCCCAGCGGGAAAGAGUAUGGACUUCUACAUGUCUACGGUUGUUGAGAUGAUUAAUACUACCAUGCGAUCGUCACUCGGUGAGCAGCAUGAAGCUGACAAGGCCGUCAUGGCACUCGGCAUUAAACAGUUCGACACCUGCCUCUCGACACUGUCGUCAGGCCUUUCCUGGCCUAACGCAAUUCUCGUUGGUGGCAGCUUUGCUGGAGAAGCCUACAGUGGUCUUGACAUUGACAAGAAGGCUCACAAUGACUGCCGCCAGACGCAGAACGACAAGAAGCUGCUGUACGACACGUGCGUCGACGACGAGAGGAUGAGGUGGGAGGCUGUCAAGGCUGCCUGCGACGACAACUUCACAAAGUUCUACAGCUCCGUGUCUUCCAAGUCGACAGGUGCAUGGCAGAAGCAGUGUGACAGUCAGCUCGAGAUUUUCGCCAAUACAGCUCCGGACGCCGAUCCGUCUGGUUUGGUGGACCUCGGAGACCAGGACACGGAGGGCUACCUCCUUGCCCAAUUCAAUUUCUGGGACAAGAAGCUUGAGGCCUACUUGACUGCGGAGGCCCUUUGCAAGAAGGCCACGGCAAAGGCCGAGGCCGAGAAAGCCGAUUGCAGCUCGAAGCUCGAGGAUUUCUUCAACAUCUCCAAGCAGUGCGAUGCUCUGCAGGACAGCCUGGAUGGUUUGGCAUGUCAGCAGGCCUUGGCCAGACAUACCAAGUGCUCUGACUACGACACGUGCUUCGCAGCCGCAGAAUCGUCCUGGAAAACGAUGAAGCAGAGUAUGUGCGGCAGCUCUGGGAAGGAAGGGGUCCUGCAAGAGGAGCAGAUCAUGAUCGAGCAGAUUGAAUGCAUCCUGUCCUCCGUUACAAAGCCGGAUAGCACUACAGAAGUCGCAAAGUGUCUCAACAAUCCUCCAAAGCGCAGCCACACGCUACUCUUUCCACAGUGUUCUGAGGCCGUGCCGGCCAAGAACGACAUCCAAAACUGUGGCAACCACUUGAAGCCUGCCGACGAUGCGGACAUGCCUGGUACCAAGCCUUAUGUAGAGAAGUACUACACAGGCCCUGAGUCGAGCCCGACCGGCUACCCGCUGCCAGCGGUGAGCGAGCACGAAGACUCAAACCACGCCCCUCCGGUGGAUGUGAAGGCCUGCGUGGCAACUUGCUGUACAAAGCCGCCGGCAGCUGCCAACAACGCCCGUGGUUUGGACAAGCGCCCCCAGGACUGCGGCUCUUGUGGUGGGUUGCCCUGCAAGUACUGUGAUUCAGAGGGCUGCUGUUCAACCCAAUCAGACGGUGGACAAUGCAAGAAAAAGAAUCCGUACGCGGCCGUUACGUGCAAGGAUGAACGCCAGGAUGCAAGCGAAGCCAACGCAACGAACGUCACGAUGCAGGUCCGUGUGGCGGCCAUUGAGGCUGCGCUCAUGGCCAAGCAGCGGGGCGAGAUCCCCCGAGACCAGGCUGCUGCUGCCGGCCGGGCUGCAGCGCAGAUGGCCCGGUCGCUGGGCCUGAAGGUGGAGGAGCAGGCCGCCUUGGCGGCCUCCGAGGCUGCACUUGUGGCUGUGAAGGCAGCGCAGACCCCACAACAGCAGAUGGAAGCAGCAGCCAAUGCGGCCUAUGCUGCUGUGGAGGAGGCGGCCAGCAGUUUCUUUGGCCCCACAGCUGAUGCCGAAAGUAGUGGCCACAGUAAGGCCACUGCCAAGAUGGCCGAGGAGGCCGCCUUGACGGCAGCCGUGCAGUCGGCCCUGGCGGCAGGUAUGAGCAAGACCGAAGCCGAAACUGCCUCGGCGGAGGCAGUGACCCAGGAUGCUGGCAACUACGCGGCCUCCAAAGCAGCCGCCGCCGCACGUGCUGCCAACAAGCCGAUCAAGGUGCAAGUCCAGGCUGCUGUCGAGGCCGCGGUCAAGGCCACCAUUCAGAGCAGUGAGGCCGAGGCGGCCGAGGCUGAGGGCAAAGGCGAGGGCAGUUCUUCCACAGCGUCUGUGGAAGAGCAAGCAGUCUCUGCCGGCCUGGCAGCCUCCGAUGCCUCCCGCGCAGCGGGCCAGUCAGUCCGAGAUGAGGUGCUUUGGGCAGCAAGGCAUACGGUGGACCUCGGAAAGAACAAGGGCCUUAACGAGCCCAAAGCCCUGGCACUGGUCAGGCAUGUGAUCCUUAAGGUUGCCAAGGCCCACGGAAUGUCUGAGGAGCAGGCCGCAGCCAUGGCAGACAUGGCCAUCGACCAGGUGGCGGAGAAGGUUUGCAUCACACCAAAGCUCGAAGGGUACGAUGUGACCGAGGAGUCCCUGAACCAGACCGAAGCCUUCAGUGUCAAGGUCGCCUGCGCGCCCGGCUUCUAUGGCACGCCAAAGGCCAAUGUCUGCACUAUCUCAGGUGCUCCGUACCAGGUCUUGGGCUGUUUCCCGAUCGUUUGUUCCACUCCCACUAGCAUGGAUGGUUAUCAGGUGACAGAGCUGUCCAGGGCCAUCUACCAGUGGAACGUGUCUGCAGCUUGCGAUGAGUACUUUUCGGGCACCCCAAAGGUGACGCCGUGUUCGGUUCAUAACACGCCUUAUGGGCUCACGGGCUGCGUGGAGAAGCACUGUGCAACCUCCAAGAAGAUCAAAGGUCAUGGCUACGAUGUGACAGAGGUUUCCACAAGUAUGCGCAACUUCGAGAUCUCUGUGAAGUGCCACGAGUCCUUCAAGGGUGACCCAACCGCGCAUGUUUGCAAGAAAAUGAACGAGCCUUAUGAUCUUCAUGGCUGCACGCAUCGUGAGUAUUGUGUCAGCCCCAGUUCGAAGAAGCGCAUCGGCUAUGAUGUGACUGAGAUCGACCUUGAGAUUCCGGGGCUGGCCGUGAAGGCAAGCUGUUCUGAGAACUACGUUGGAGCAGCACUCGUGGAAGAGUGUGAUGAUGACGACGGGGAGUACGUCUUGUCUGGCUGUGAGCCCAUGACAUGUGCAUCCCAGACAGCAUCCCCGCCGGUGGGCUACAAGAUUACUGCGGAGAAUCUGGAGGUGCCAGACUUUGCAAUCAAUGUGGAGUGUGCCCCUGGCUACAUGGGAACUCCAGACGCGAUGGCCUGUAACACCCAAGGUGGAUCUUAUAGACUCUCUGGGUGCGAGCCGAAGAAAUGCGUUGCGCCAAAGAACCAGGAAGGCUACUCGAUUGCGAAGGAGGCUUCGCUGGACAUGCCUACGCUGGAUGUGCUCGUGGCUUGUGAGGACAAGUACAUGGGCAAAGCAGCGGCACAUGCCUGCUCGGAUCACCUCGCCGAGUAUUCCCUCUCUGGUUGCUCCCCGCAAACAUGCCUCGAACCACUUGACGUGGUAGGCUACGUGACGCAGGUCGAGUCGCUGCAGCGCCCAAGCUUUGCAGUGACCGCCAAGUGUGCCCGGCUCUACGAGGGCUCGCCGGAAGUCACUGCCUGUGCGCAGCACGACCGGGUCUUCACUCUUGCUGGGUGCAGACCCUCCGUGUGUGCCCGUCCCGCGCAGCUCCGAGGCUACACGAUCACGGCGGAGAAGUCUCUGGAGAUGCGCAGCUUCAACGUGGAGGUCAACUGUGCUGUUAACUACACAGGCACUGCAAGCGUGACGGACUGCUCCAAAGCCGACGAGCCCUAUACCUUACAUGGUUGCUUUCCCCAGGUCUGCACCAAACCUAGGAAAGGCGCCACAGAAGGCUACGUGGUUACAGAGACAUCCUUGGAGCGGCCUAGCUUUCAGGUUUCCGCGGCCUGUGCUGUGGACUACAUGGGGAGUCCAAGUGUCUCAGUGUGCGGCGGCCAUGACUUGCCCUUUUCGGUGUCGGGCUGCCAGCCCCAAACUUGUACGGAGCCGACAGAUGCGGAGAAGGAAGGCUACACUUUCACCGUAGCCUCCUUGACCAGGCCCCACUUCAGUGUGGAAGUGGACUGCGCGCCCGGCUACACUGGCACGCCCAGUGUCACGCGCUGCAGCGCGCAUGGGAAGCCCUACACCUUCGGCGGUUGCCAUGAGAUUGAAUGUAGCCCUGCCCAAACAUCAAAGGGGUUCUCGAUCGUCCACGAAUCCUCCCGCAGGCUCACAAGCUGGAAUGUCAGUGCCAAGUGUUCGCCGGGGUGGUACGGAGAGGUUGUUGUGGAGCCGUGCUCGGAGCAUAGGAAGCCUUUCACGCUCUCUGGGUGCGCGCCUAUGGUGUGCAACUCCUUGAAAGGCAGUCCUCCAGAAGGCUACGUGGUGACAGAUGAGACGUCGCUCACAGUGCACAGCUUCGGCGUGAAGGCCACCUGUGCAGCAGGCUACCACGGAACGGUCCAGGCAACACCCUGCUCGUCCCACGAGACAUCCUACACCCUCACAGGCUGCCACCCCAUUGUCUGCGCUUCCAUGGCACUGGCACCACCCACCGGCUACACCAUCAAGGUGGAAACUUCGCUGGAGCAGCUCACUUUCGGUGUCAAGGCCGAAUGCGCAGCCGGUUAUUUUGGCACUCCAGUGGCCAAGGCCUGCAAAAGCGAGGGCCUGGCCUACACCCUGGAGGGUUGCAGCAUGAAAGUUUGCAAGUCCCGUGUGGGCAACGUCCCACGGGAUAUCGUCUUGAAAUCCGAGGGCUCCCUUGAUGUGCCAAGCUUCAGUGUUGAUGCGCACUGCCAUCCAGGAUACAUGAAUGAGUCUACAGUUCCCAAGGGCAAGAUCAGUGUGCGUCCCUGCACCAAAAACGGCGAGCCCUACAAGCUGGAGGGUUGCGAGCAUGAGGUGUGCGAAUCCUUGAGCAAGAGCCCUCCAGCAGGCUACAAGGUUUUCGCCGAAGAAUCGCUGCAAAUCACCACUUUCCAGGUAGACGCAGGCUGCGACGAGGGCUACACCGGUGUUGCCAAGGCCGCCGUUUGCCAGAACCAUGCGAUGCCAUACAGCUUCUCCGGCUGCCAGAAGAUCAUGUGCACCUCUCCAAAGCUUCCAGAUGGACAUCGGGUGGUCGAAAAUGUGAAGACCCAGCUGGACUUCCAGGUGGAUGCCUCUUGCAAGGACAAGUACAUGGGCACUCCCAAGACCGCGGCCUGCACAGAGGAUGGCAAGCCAUACGCCGUGUCUGGCUGCGAGCCAGAAGUCUGCAAUGCACCAAAAACUGACGUUGGCUAUGCAGUCGUGGAAGGCUCGCUCGAGCGGCCGAGCUUCCAGGUCACAGCCACAUGUGCUGCCGGCUUCUAUGGCACUCCUGUCGUGACACCCUGCAUGGCGCACCAUGAGAGCUACAAGCUUUCCGGCUGCCGUCCAGAGCCCUGCAUCUCGCCAGACGCCUCGGAUGUGGCGGCCUACAAGAUCACUGAGGUCAGCCUCGACGUCCCAACCUUCAACGUCACAGCCAAGUGCUCCGAUGACGCGCAAGGGACGGCCAGCACGCAUGUCUGUACGUCGAAGUACACGAAGUACUCUGUACAGGGCUGCUCCAUCCCAAUCUGCACACAGCCAUCUGCUCCGCAGCUUGUGGGCUACACCGUUAAGGAGACGUCACUGAAAAUGCUGAAGUUGGAUGUCAAGGUGUCAUGUGCUGAGAACUAUACAGGCGUGGCUUCGGUAACGACUUGCCAGGGUCACGGCAAGGCAUAUUCCGUUGAAGGCUGUGUGCCUUUCAAGUGCACGUCAGCAGCCCGAACAAGUGAAGAUGGUUUGGUGGUGUUUGAGAAGUCGCUGCAGAAGAUGGACUUUGAGGUCCAUGCGGAAUGCGAUGCCGGUUUCUCAGGCGUACCAUCAAUCAAGAUGUGCGAGGCGCACAAUACCUCUUACACGAUCGGUGGGUGCUCCAAGCAGUUCUGCGUCUCCCCCGUUGGGGAUGCUGCUGCAGGCUACGUCCUGACGGAGAGCAACCUGCAUCGGGCACCAAACAUGUUCAGCGUCACUGCUCAGUGCGCCGCGGGCUACUACGGCACUCCCAAGGUGACGGUUUGCAAGGGCCAGGACCUGCCAUAUGCUGUCGAGGGGUGCAAGCCGGUGGAGUGCAAGUCGCCCCGAAACCUCACCAGCAACGGCUACGUCGUGUUCGAGAACUCGAAGCAGCUUCCGGAUUUCCAGGUGAAGGCCGAGUGCCUCGACAAGUUCCUCGGCACUCCGAAGGUCACACCCUGCACGUCUCAUGAGGAGGUCUACAAUCUCACGGGUUGUGAGCCCGAGAAGUGCGUGAUGCCCAGCAAGGAAGAGCUGCGUGCUUAUGACUUGGACGUGAAGUCACUCGAGCGUCCAUUCUUCAGUGUGUUGCCCCGGUGCUACUACCGUCCUUCUGGCGAAGAAGCGAUCUUGGGGAAGGUGACGGAAUGCAAAAAUCAUUUGGAGCCCUUCAAACUGGAGGGCUGUUCCUUGCAGUGCAACUCUACAACCUUGGGUGCAGAGCAGGGCUACAUUGUGCGUGAGAAAAACCUUUUGAUGCCGGACUUCGAUGUGGAGGUGUCCUGUGCGACAAACUACAUGGGGACACCGACGGUCGCCCCCUGUGCCGAGCCCUUGACGCCGUACACCGUGAAGGGUUGCAAGCCCAUGAAGUGCACGGCACCCACGCUCGAGGCAAAGAAGGACUACGUGGUGAAAGAGACGUCCCUGGAGAAGCCGUCGUUUGGCGUGUCCGCAACAUGUCUGAAGGGCGGCAUGCCCGGCGAGGCCAUCCCGUGCAUCUUCGAUGGGGAGCCCUACACGCUGAAGGGCUGUGACGAGGCCUCCUGUGAGUCUCCCCACCGCACGCAGGAGACCGGCUACACCGUGUGGGAGGAAGACCGGCACUUCCGCUCCUUCAAGGUGACCGCGGCCUGCUCCGAAGGUUACAAGGGCAAUGCAAAGGUGAGUCGCUGCAGCGAGGCCGGAGAGGCUUUCACCUUGGCCGGGUGCGAGCCCAAGGUCUGCACCGCUCCGGUCGGAGACCACACGGAGGACUAUGACCUUACGCAACAUUCGGUGGAGAUCCCCACCUUCAAUGUCGGCGUGAGGUGCAAGUAUGGGGGAACGGGCACAGCAACCGUGUGCCCCGGGGAUGGUCGCCCCUACACUCUCAAGGGGUGCAAUCCGCCUGUGUGCACGGCACCGCGGGAGGAAGAGGCUGGCUACGUCGUGGUGGAGAAGUCCAAGCUCAUGCGGGACUUUGAGGUGUCAGUGAGGUGUGCAGAUGGAUAUUUUGGCACGCCUGUGGCAACUGAGUGCAUCGAACACGACAAGCCCUACGGCCUUGCCGGGUGCAGUCCAAUGAAGUGCACGACUCCGGAUGGUGAUGCUUUGAUCAACUACGAACUCACAGAAAGCUCGCUCGAGCUGCCCAGUUUCAGUGUCACCACCAGGUGCGCCGAUUCCGGCACCUCUGCGCAAUCUAUCCCUUGCAAGAAGGACGGGCAGCCCUACACGCUGGAGGGGUGCAAGCAACACUGCACCAAGCCAAACAUUACCAAGGAAUUCAAAGUGACAGACAAGGACCUGUUUGUGACAUCCUUCGAUGUCAAGGUCGAAUGUGCUUUCGGCUACAUGGGCUCGCCCGUGGCCAGCCAGUGCGCUUUGGCCGGUGAGCCCUACUCCGUGUCCGGCUGCGUGCCCGAGAAGUGCACCAUGCCCUCGAAGGAGGACAGUCACAGGUACACGAUUACGGUGAAUUCGUUGGAGCGGCCUUUCUUCGAUGUGCAGGUGAAGUGCAGGGGUGCCGAAGCCAGCCCACCAAAGGCAAUCAACUGUGCGGGAGAUGGUCAGCCAUUCCUUCUCGAAGGUUGCAGGGCACUGCGUUGCACGUCUCCGCGGGGAGGGCUCGGUGACGGUUAUGUUGUGUACGAGGGAUCGCUUUUCUCCAACGCCUUCGAUGUGCAAGCCUCCUGUGCUGAGGGCUAUACCGGUUCCGCCAAGGUCUCCGUAUGCACGACUGGCGGAGGGCCCUACAGCUUGUCUGGCUGCAAGCCGAAGACAUGCACGGCGCCGGCUUAUGUUCACUCGAAGCAUCUUCAAUAUGAGGUGACGGAGCGGUCCUUGGAAAUGCCCAGCUUCAGUGUCACAGUCCGCUGCAAGGGCGCGCAGAGCUCCACGCCGAAGGCCGUUCCUUGUCAGGAGGAUGGCAAGCCCUACGUUCUCGAGGGCUGCAAGCCGCUGGAGUGCUUCAGCCCAAAAGCCAAGGGAUACGUUGUGCAUGAGGGAUCUCGCCUCACAAACAACUUCGAUGUGACCGCACAGUGUGCUACUGGAUACAAAGGUCACGCCAAGGUCACAAUGUGCGGGGAGCAUGAGACUCCAUACGAAAUAUCCGGAUGUGAGCCCAAGAAGUGCGUGGAGCCACGCGAAGUAGAGAUGACUUCUUACGACCUCACUGUGCACUCUCUGGAGGUCCCCAGCUUCAACAUCUCUGCCAAGUGCAAGACCAAGGCGAAGCGCGGCAUGAAGCCCCACGCCAUCCCAUGCACUGAGGAUGGUGAUGAGUUCCUCCUGGAUGGAUGCGUUCCUGGUCAAUGUUCUUCUCCCAGCACGGCAUCGGCUGGAGGCUACGUCGUGUACGAAGCCUCCAUGACAGUGAAUUCCUUCAAUGUGACGGCGUCCUGUGCCAGCGGAUACAAAGGUAAGGCAUCGGUGUCUGUGUGCAAAGAUGUCGAUGAACCAUACUCGCUGGGUGGCUGUGAGCCAGAGAAGUGCACGGAGCCUAGUGCUCGGGAUACCGAGGGCUACGAGCUCACACCCUUCUCCCUGAUGCGUCCGAGCUUCAGCGUCUCUGUUAAAUGCACGAGCGGCAUUGGCCAUGGCAAGGCCAAGGAAUGUACAAAAGAUGGUGAGCCCUACACCGUGGAGGGCUGCUACAUCGGGGAGUGCACAUCCCCGAGGAAGGAUCUGGAGGAAGGUUACGUGGUGUAUGAAAAGUCGAAGAGCCGCCACGACUUCCACGUUACAGCCCAGUGCGCAACUGGCUACAAGGGCACCCCGAAAGUCAGAGAAUGCGCCAAAGCCGACGAGCCCUACACAUUGAGUGGCUGUACCCCUGAGACAUGUGUGGAGCCGAGCCUGAGCGAACAGGCCAACUACGACAUUACCAUUUUCUCCCUGCAGAAGCCAAGCUUCAGUGUGACGGCACGCUGCAAGCAUGGCUUCCGCAACGCCACGGCCAAGGAGUGCACCGUCGAUGGCGGGCCUUUCGCGCUGGAGGGAUGCAAGGAUGCUUGUGCGUCCCCCAAGAAGGCGGUCGACGACGGCUAUACGGUGGUCGAAAAGAAGCUGGUGAUGGACGAGUUCACUGUCGAUGCCAUGUGCAUGGAGGACUACAUGGGCACUCCAAAGGUCACCAAGUGCCCAGCAGCCAACCAGCCCUAUGUCCUGAGCGGCUGUACGCCCAAGCAGUGCGUGCUUCCGAGCGAAGAAGAUCGUGCUGCCUACAAACUGACCAUAUACUCUCAGGAGGCGCGAUCUUUCAGCAUCACCGCAACAUGCAAGAAUGGCGUGGGCACAGGCAAGGCCACAAAAUGCACUGAAGAUGGAAAACCCUUCACCUUGGAGGGUUGUCCUUCCCUGUGCACCUCUCCCAAGAAGACUGCCGAGGAGGGUUACGUCGUGUUUGAGAGGUCCAUGCUGAUGAAGGACUUCAACGUAGGUGCAAUGUGCGCCGACGGCUACAAGGGCAACGCCACUGUAACCAAGUGUACGUCAGUGAAUCAGCCGUACAGCGUGAGCGGCUGCCUGCCUGAGAAGUGCACAGAGCCAAGUCCGGCAGAGAAGGCCAACUACAACAUCAUCACCUAUUCGCUGGAGCGGCCGUCGUUCAGUGUCACAGCCAGAUGUAAGAGUGGGAAAGGCACUGGCAAGGCUAUACCGUGCACUGAUGACAAGCAGCCGUACAAACUGGAGGGAUGCAGUGCCAUCAGUGGUUAG